Messenger RNA from Emericellopsis atlantica, 1815 nucleotides. Its product is annotated as alpha/beta hydrolase fold-domain-containing protein. NCBI's taxonomy places the organism in Eukaryota, Fungi, Ascomycota, Sordariomycetes, Hypocreales, Bionectriaceae. The record is from RefSeq and is a predicted model, not a curated record. Gene Ontology annotation, molecular function: hydrolase activity. The transcript has a single exon. Bases 347 to 1768 code for a protein of 473 amino acids.
CCGCGUACCCCACAUGCACCCUCUCAACCCCGUGCCGAGGCCGAUGCGAUCUUGAUAUUACCCACCUUUUCGUUCCAGUAUGAUGGAUAGAACGCAUCCUAUUCAGUGAAACCCCCUCGACGCUAUGCCUCCUCCGGAAAUACAUCGCGAAACCCGGCGGCUCGGAUCGUUAGCGCUCGCAAGGUGUGACUUAUUGGACCAAAGCCCAGCCCACUCCGCGUAUUGUCAAGGCAGACUGACCAUUUGAUUGUUUCCUCGCACUUCCUCUCCAGAACCGUCCUCUACAUCUCUUUCCUCUUUCUCGGAGACAGCCUCCUCUGGAUCAAAGAGGACGCCGACCACAGAGAUGGAUCUUCAAAACCUCAGGCUCCUACUCAUGCUCUUGCCAAGACUGCCACUCAUUGCGCGCAUUACAAUACUGCAUCUACUGCACUUGUCCGAUUCGUCGAAGUACCUGGACCUGAGAUCGACUCUCACCAUAGGCGUGCUCAGGAGUUUCCUGACGCCAACGCCAGGGAAACCUCGAAGCAUCUCUGCUGUCCAGAAACUGACACUGCGAGAUCCGGGCGUCAAGGGGCGGAUAUGGGUCGCAACGUACAUGGCACCUGAGCCGGUUGUUUCCAACGUCAAAGAAGUCCUCCACGGGGCUGUCAAGGACUUGAGAGACCCCAGUCUUGGGGCGUUCGAAUUUGACAUGCCAGAGCUUAUACCUGUCGAGGCAGAAUGGACGGGCUAUCGCAAAGAUGCUUCGGCAGACGAAUCACCGCCUGAUAUAACAGAAAAGGCCAAGUACCAGAAGAUGGUGGAGGAGGUCACCAGUCCCACGACGAUAUUGUACCUCCACGGAGGGGCGUACUACCUGUGCGACCCGGCCACGCACCGCGCAACCUGCAAGAAACUCGCCAAAAUCACGGGAGGCAGAAGUUACUCCGUUCGCUACCGCCUUGCGCCGCAGGCCCCAUUCCCAUCUGCCCUCCUCGACGCCCUCGUGUCCUAUCUGACCCUUCUCUACCCGCCGGAGGGAGCGUGGCACGAUCUUGUGCGGCCAGAGAACAUAGCUAUUGCAGGCGACAGUGCAGGGGGGAAUCUCGUUCUCGCCUUGCUGCAGCUCAUCCUCCACCUGCAACGAACGGGCCAGAAGGUUCUCUGGCAGGGAGAGGAGCGUGAUGUCCCUGUGCCUAGCUGCGUGGCCUGCAACUCGCCGUGGCUGGACAUUACACAAUCAUCUCCCUCGUGGGAAGGCACCGCACCCGCACCGUGGGAUUAUCUACCGAAACCAGAGCAAGUGGCCUCGUCGGAGAUACAGCCUUGUCCAAUAUGGCCUGCCACACCCGAGCGGAAGCAUCUGUACGUCGCAGACGAUCUGAUCACCCACCCACUCGCGUCCGUGGUGGUUAACAGCAGUUGGAAGGGAGCUCCGCCUGUGUACAUGUGCACAGGUUGGGAGAUACUCGCCUUGGAGGACAAAUACUUUGCCAAGAAGCUCGAGAGUGAGGGAGUGACCGUUGUCUUUGAGGAGUAUGAGGCCAUGCCGCAUUGUUUCGCCAUGAUCUUGGAAAAGACUGCGAAUGCUGCGCGGUGCUACGAAGGAUGGGGCGGGUUUAUUCGUACGUGCACAACAGGGGGAACGGUAGAGUCGAGCGCUGUCGAGAUCAAGGCGAAGACUCUGGAUGAGAACGUGUUGGCAUUUGACCAGCUGAGUGAUGUGAAAGACGAGGAUAUGGGAGAGCGUGUAAAGAGGAAGGGCGAACUUCUCGCCAAGCUCUGACGGCACAGAGGUUCAUGGAGUUCGGUUUUGGGUCGCGGUACUAUUGG